CACCACAAUACACCAAUCCUCCACCAAUACAGCGAUCACAUCACUGCAGACGCUGCACCAAUCCACCUGUCAAUCUCACUCUCCAUCCUCCCCUCACUUGUGAACAAGACCCUGAGAUACUUGAACUCCUCCAUUUGACAUGGUCUCUUUGCCUUUUUAAAAAAACAAAAAACAAAAACAAAAAACAUUGGUUCCAAACGAGAACCAUGUUAGCUUGAUGUGUAGAUCUCUGUUCAGAGCACUACACACAUCAGUCUGGAAUGAACCAGGUUACUUCUUCUUGGUUGACUCCAUGUUUUUCCUCCUCAGAACCUGGAGUUUCAUGGUGUGAUGAGGUUCUACCUGGAGGACAGCUCAGGGGAGAACAUCGCCACCAAAUGCCUGAGAGUCUCGAGCGUUUGGACCACGGAGCACCUCCUCCAUCUUCUGUCUGAGAAGAUCAGCCCUGACCUCAAGAGGCUCUCCGGCGCCCUCUGCCUGUGGGAAGUACAGGCAGGAAAAGAGCGCAGACUGGAGCCGGAGGAGCGCCCCCUGGUGGCACAACUCAACUGGAACAGGAACAACAGAGAGGGACGGUUUGUGCUGAAGACAGAGAAGGACAAAGGAGAGAAGGAAAACAGUUCGGAUCAAAAAAGCAGCGUGAUGCAAAACUUCAGGAGAAGUUUGUCCAAAAAAGACAAAAAGAAACUCAAGACCAGGUCAACUGAAAUGUCCCCAAACAGAAGCAGCUCUGCAGAGACAAAAGACGAGCACAGAGAUCCUCCAUGUUUGCCCAUCACAGUGAAAUUCAGUGACAACACGGAGGAUUCAUUUCUGUGCGCGGUGAUAAACUACACAAACAGCUCCACGGUUCAUUUUAAACUGUCUCCAGCGUUCGUCCUGUACGCAGCCGCCCGCUCCCUCCUCUGCCCCAAAACAGGGUCAGGGGGAAGAGAUCAGGGGUCAAGGGUCAGCGCACUCACAGACAAGAUGGUGGAGCGCAUGAGGAGGGUCAUACAGAGGCGUCCGAGCUCGCUGGGGGCUCUGUGUUUCUGGAUGUCAAACUGCUGUGAGCUGCUCCACUUCCUGAAACAAGACUCUGAGCUGCAGCCAAUCACAGAGCAGAGCCAGAGGGGGAUGUCCCGCCUCCUGCACCACGCCUACAGAUCUCUGGUUGAUUGUCUUCAAUCUGAGCUGAUGAAGCAUCUGCCCACGUUCCUCCUGGAGCCUCAGACUCACGGAGCUCUGCCCAAAGGAAUCGAGUUGGUCCUGAACACCCUGAUGACGUCCAUGUCUCUUUUUCGUCGUUGUAAACUCCACGCUGCUCUCUCCAUCCAGCUCUUCUCUCAGCUCUUUCACUUCAUCAGUGCGUGGCUCUUUAACCGCCUGCUCGCCCCUCAGCCUGAGCCUGCAGCUUUGUGCUCUCACCACUGGGGGGCGACUCUGAGGCACAGACUGAGCCCCAUAGAGGCGUGGGCAGAGAGGCAGGGACUGGAGCUGGCUGCAGACUGUCACCUGGGCCUCAUCACACAGGCGACGGCUCUGUUGACCCUGGAGCCCUGUGUGCAGCUGCAGAAGGCUCAGAGCCUCUGCUCCAGACUGAGACCUGCCCAGAUCCAGGCUCUACUGCAAGGAUCCAACUACAGACCACAACAGAAGGACAAUGACUGGGUUGCUGGUCUGAUCUCUGCUGCUCAGUCCAGUUCAGACCAGAGUCCAGACCUUCCCCUGGAGGAGAGUCUGACCCUGCACCUGCCCCUCCUGCUGCCCGAACACGGGUACUGCAGCCAGACCCUACGAGGGGUUCCACCAGGUCUCACCGAGUUUAUGGAGCCAGUCUGCAAAAGAGGUCUGUGUUCUGUGAGCCCUGCACCUUUGUCCUCAGGAGACUGGACAGUACAUUUCAGUGACACAGCCCCCUCCUCUGAGACCUCUUAUCUGGAGCCUCACAGAGAACCUGAUGUGCAGACUGUUACUCUGCACAAGCCUCUGAACAGUGGGAUGGGCCUCAGCAUCGUGGCUGCUAAAGGAGCAGGUCAGAGUGAACUGGGAAUCUACAUCAAAUCCAUCGUGAGAGGAGGCCCUGCAGAAAUGAACGGCCGUGUGUCAUGUGGAGACCAGCUGCUCACAGUGGACGGACAGAGCCUCAUCGGCCUGAGCCAGGAGAGAGCGGUGGACAUACUCAUGCAGACUGGUCCUGUGGUCACUCUGCAGGUGUCUAAAUACGCUGCUGGGUUCCACGGUUUAGAAGAACUCCUGAGAGACAAAAAGCAGGGAAAAGAAACAGACUGAGCUGAGCUGCAGAAAACAGAGAGAGAGUCAAGUGCAGAGGAACCGACAGCUGUACCGCUCCAACCCCAACAUCCUGCAUCUGGUCCUGGAGGAGGAAGAAGAAACAUAUGAACCCAAACUGAGACAAAACAAGAUGAUGACGGC
This is a messenger RNA of Boleophthalmus pectinirostris (great blue-spotted mudskipper), 2415 nucleotides long. Its product is annotated as afadin. The transcript has 18 exons. Bases 331 to 2271 code for a protein of 646 amino acids. Gene Ontology annotation, biological process: signal transduction; regulation of protein localization. NCBI's taxonomy places the organism in Eukaryota, Metazoa, Chordata, Actinopteri, Gobiiformes, Gobiidae. The record is from RefSeq and is a predicted model, not a curated record. Gene Ontology annotation, cellular component: adherens junction. Gene Ontology annotation, molecular function: cell adhesion molecule binding.